AUGGCGACCUCGCUGCAAGGCAAGCCUCGUAUUCGUCAGAAACAGGGCCCCUCAUAUACCGUUAGGGCGAGGCUGAAGCCCGGAGCCAAAUGUCUGCCCCAGUUGUUCAGCAGGAGCGAAGGAGCGCAUGGUGAGGCAAACAAGCCCCCAUCACCCUACGUGAAGGGACACGUCACGGUUAGAUAG
Pyricularia oryzae 70-15 is the source of this 186-nucleotide messenger RNA. RefSeq lists its product as uncharacterized. The coding region runs from base 1 to 186 and encodes 61 amino acids. The record is from RefSeq and is a predicted model, not a curated record. The transcript is spliced from 4 exons. NCBI's taxonomy places the organism in Eukaryota, Fungi, Ascomycota, Sordariomycetes, Magnaporthales, Pyriculariaceae.